Messenger RNA from Lathyrus oleraceus (garden pea), 1448 nucleotides. Its product is annotated as UV-B-induced protein At3g17800, chloroplastic. The transcript is spliced from 3 exons. The record is from RefSeq and is a predicted model, not a curated record. Bases 101 to 1258 code for a protein of 385 amino acids. NCBI's taxonomy places the organism in Eukaryota, Viridiplantae, Streptophyta, Magnoliopsida, Fabales, Fabaceae.
AGUAGAAGAGAAUGCAUAUAAGUGGUUUGGGGGCAGUCGGAAAAAGAAAGCUUGUUGACGAAUCUAAUCCAAUCCGACAAGAAUCAAGUUCCUUCUAGCUAUGGAUGUCGCAGCCACCGGCGUGUCAAUCUUGGUUCCAAGACCCCUCCUUCACUUUCCUUCUUCUACUACUUCUAAGCUAUGCACUUCCAGACAAGUUUAUACCCAUCGGAGACUCUCCCUUCGAAUUUCAACAACAAGACCAGGCUUUCUAGUUAGAGCAGCAACAUCCUCCUCUUCAGACUCUUCUAACGACAACAAAAUUGCACCUCUUCACUUCCAGUCCCCAAUCGGACAGUUUCUUUCUCAGAUUUUGAUCAAUCACCCUCAUCUUGUACCUGCAGCCGUCGAUCAGCAGCUUAACCAACUCCAAUCUGAUCGCCAGGCCGAUCAACAAAACUCAGAUCCUCCUUCUACAACUUCCACCGAUCUUGUUUUGUACAGGAGAAUUGCGGAGGUCAAGGCUAAUGAUAGGAGGACGGCCUUGGAGGAGAUCUUGUACACGUUGGUUGUGCAAAAGUUCAUGGAUGCUAAUAUUUCUUUGAUACCCUCUCUAACAGCAGAUCCAUCUGCCACACUACAUUCAUGGUCAAAUGAAGUUGGCAAACUUGAGAACCUUCACUCCCAAGAAGCAUAUGAGAUGAUCCAAAACCACUUGGCUCUCAUUUUGGGUAACCGAGCAGGAAAUUUAUCAUCUGUUGCUCAAAUCAGUAAACUCAGGGUAGGUCAGGUCUAUGCAGCAUCCGUCAUGUAUGGUUACUUUCUUAAGCGAGUUGACGAAAGGUUCCAGCUCGAGAAGUCCAUCAAAGUUCUUCCAAAUGCAACACAAGAUACUAUCAUGGAUGAUGUAACACCUGCUAGUCAACUGGACAUUUCUCAUCCUGAACUAUCUACCUGGCCUGGAGGCGAUGUCAGUCCUGCUGGAUUUGGCUAUGGUAUAAAGCCCACCAGGUUGCGUAACUAUGUCAUGUCCUUUGAUGGUGAUACCCUCCAGAGAUAUGCAACAAUAAGGUCUAAAGAGGCUCUCAGCAUCAUUGAGAAGCACACAGAGGCAUUGUUUGGAAGACCUGAAAUGGUUAAAACACAGGACAAUGAUGAAAACAUCAAAAUUAGCUUUGGUGGUUUAAGGAGACUUGUUUUAGAAGCUGUGACUUUUGGUUGUUUUCUAUGGGAUGUUGAGGGCUACGUGGACUCGAGGUACCAUUUUGUCUUAAAUUGACUCGUGCAUCCUCCCGAUUGUCCCGCCGUGGCAUUGUUUUAGUGUGUUGGUACUGAGUACUGACCAAUAGGAUACUAGUUUAUGUAGCUUGCUGUUAAAGGUCCAACUGUUGUUGAUUAUUAGAUAUGUAAAUACUAGUGUCUGUGAAUCUAGAUUUAACCAAUGAAGACAGACUUAUUUUCUUCUUCAA